Messenger RNA from Panicum virgatum (switchgrass), 1028 nucleotides. Its product is annotated as dirigent protein 1-like. The transcript has 2 exons. Bases 135 to 779 code for a protein of 214 amino acids. The record is from RefSeq and is a predicted model, not a curated record. NCBI's taxonomy places the organism in Eukaryota, Viridiplantae, Streptophyta, Magnoliopsida, Poales, Poaceae.
AUCCCAUGCUUGCAUGUUCUUCGCCCUUUAAUUCACUACAUAUAGAUAUAGAUAGAUAGAUAGAUACUUUCUGCAAUGAUCGAGAUCGAUCGAUCCAUGCUACUUGCUGCUACUUUGCUUGCAUUGCUAUAUAUAUGAGCGAGCACACACCCUUAUCGUCUGCGUCCAUAUAUAAGCUAAGAUCCAUCCAUCGAAUAGGAAGAAUGGCGAAGAGAUCGACGACGAGCGGCGGUCGGCUCACCUGCGACGCCGCCGCAGCUUACGUGAUGAUGGCCAUUAUUCUUGUGCUGCAACUCAUGCAGGCCGCCGCCGGCACCAGCAGCAUGCACCACCUGCACCUGUUCAUGCACGACGGGUACACGGGCCCCCGCCCCACGGCGGUGCUGAUCGUCAACGGCACGGGCGCGCCGGUGAUGUCCGGCGUGCGCUUCGGCGACACGGUGGUGAUGGACGACGUGCUCACGGAGGGCCCCAGCCGCGCGUCCCGGCCGGUGGGGCGCGCGCAGGGCACCUACGUCACCGCGUCGCUGGAGAAGGGCCGCCCGGCGAUGCUGCUCUCCAUGAACGUCGUGCUCACCGACUACGACGGCUACAACGGCAGCACCGUCGCGGUGACGGGCCGGAACGACAUCACGGCGCCCGUGCGCGAGCUCGCCGUGGUCGGCGGCACGGGGAGGUUCCGCAUGGCCACGGGCUACGUGCUCUGGAAGACGGCGAGCUGGAAGGGCAAGAACGCCGUCCUCGAGCUCGACAUCUACCUGCGCGUCGUCGACGACUGAUCUCAUGAUAUUCUCAUCUACGUAUACCUGCGUAUGUAUCACUGUGUUAAUUGCUACGGAGUAAUCAGCAGCAGCAGCUAGCCAGAAUAAAACUACUCGAUCGCGGUGUUACACUACUGCACGGACUCGAUCGAUCACCGGUUUAUUAUUAGUUACUUUUGUUUGUUCGAUCUCUUUCUCGAGAUCGAAUUACAUAUGCACUGUGUGUCCAUGCCUCAAGUUUGAUGAAUGCAUGGCUGAAUUAUUAUA